Messenger RNA from Mixia osmundae IAM 14324, 705 nucleotides. RefSeq lists its product as uncharacterized. Gene Ontology annotation, cellular component: RNA polymerase III complex. The coding region runs from base 1 to 705 and encodes 234 amino acids. The record is from RefSeq and is a predicted model, not a curated record. Gene Ontology annotation, biological process: transcription by RNA polymerase III. Lineage: Eukaryota; Fungi; Basidiomycota; Mixiomycetes; Mixiales; Mixiaceae. The transcript is spliced from 5 exons.
AUGGCAGGCAGCAGAGGACGCGGCCGAGGCAGAGGAGGCCGCGGGAAUGCUACGGCUUUCCAAUCGGGGUCUACAUUGAUGGGCGGACAGUCAUAUCAAGAUGUCAUCGAUUUUUCCUCGCAACCCAUGCUCAGCUCUCUCGCUGCCUAUCCCCCCAUGCACUAUCCGCAACUGCGAGAGCCCACUGAACGAGAAGAAAAGUUAGUAGCAAUUCACGAGGAGCAACUCGAAAUUAUGCAACAGUCUCGAUGGUACAUCAGGCGACCUGAUGCGAACCUCAAAGAGGGUGAUGCCGCGCUGGACACAUAUAGGGCAUUACCGUCCAUCACGGACCCAGAGACCAAGGCAAUGCUCAACCCUGCUUUCUUCCCCGCCGAGCUAUGGGAUGCCCUCUACGAGAAGAAGCCAAAAGCUCGCAUGCCGACGCAACAGAAGCGCGCCAAGUUAGAUCUCGACGCAGCGCUAGCUGAAGACGAAUUAGGUGCAGAUGAAGAAGAGGCGGCAGAAGAGCCUCAGGCGGUAUCAGACGAGGACGAGGAUCCCGAUGCCCUCGAAGAGCCGGACGACUAUGAUAACAACUACUUCCAGACGGGCGAGGAUGAUGACGACGGGGGUGACGAUGACGGAGGCUACGGUAAGCCAUCCUCAUCCGACGCUGUAGAGCACUCAGCUGACCACUUCACAGAGGGCGGCAUCAUGGACUGA